Paramecium pentaurelia is the source of this 1705-nucleotide messenger RNA. Lineage: Eukaryota; Ciliophora; Oligohymenophorea; Peniculida; Parameciidae. The record is from the annotation of a GenBank genome assembly.
AUGUAAAUUUGGAAAUUAUUAAACUAGAAAAUCUUAUUUUAGUAUGCUCGACAAAUUAAACCUCGUAUUCCAAUAUAAAUUGAUGAAUUAAAUAGACAAUUUGAAUAACAAAAAUCAACUAUUAGAGAACAAGCAGAAAAAUAGAUUAGACAUGCUCAUUCAAUUGCAGAAUUAAUUAGUUUGAAUAAUGACGUAAGUUAAUAUGUUGAUGUUACAGAACCUAUACUCAAACGUCUAUCGAAACUUAAAAUAACUUCUGAUGAGUUUUCUUCAAAUUAAGAAUUUAUUGCAAAAUUAGUAAAUAACAAUACUAGUUAAUUAAUGUUCAAUUUACUCUAAUUUUAUGAAAAUGAUCGUAUUGAAAAGAUGGUACUUGAAGCAUAUAAAAAUAAAUAAUUAUCAAUAACUGAAGAAAACAAACUUAGAUUAUUAUAAAUCAUUGUUAAACAUGGAUCAAAAUAAGAUUUAGAAGAGUGGUCUUAAAAUUGGGAGUUUUAAUUAAAUGGCAAAAACAUUUCUAAAUUUUAUGAUAUAUUAGAUUCUCUUGAAGGUUAAUUACCUGAUAGAGAAAUAAUUGUCAAUAAAAUAGAAUAAUCAAUUUAUAAAUAUACUCAUUAAUAUGAAUAUCAUACCAUAUACAAAAUCUUAAAGUAUAGAUCUUUUAAUGAGAAAGUAUUAAAUGAAGAUUUACUCAUUGCUAUAUUAAGAAGGUUAUAUCAAUUAGAAUUAAGUUUAGAAUAACUAAUUAAUAUUAAUUAAUAUCUGACUGUUGAAUUAUAAUAUUUAGAUGCUUAAUGGCUUAAUUAAAUAAAUAAAUCAGUCAUGUAAUAAUUAUAUCCUAAUUAAUAAAUGAUUGAUCAAAUAGAUAAUAAUUUAAAUGAUUAAGAAGAAGAAAUAAUUUAGAAAAAUCAAGAAAAUAAUAAUACUUAAAAUAAUAAUAAUUCUGAAAUUAAGAAUGAAUUAAGUGAAGAUGAAUUAUUAAAAUUAGUUAAAGAUUUAGAAUUAAGAACAGAACCAUUUAAAAUUACAGAAAUGGAAAAACUAUUCUUAAAAUUAAUGGAUUAAUUUUCUAAAACAAUCAUAGUAAAUGAUCUUAAUUUAUUAGCUUUAUAAUUUUUUAAAGAAUUAGAUGUAUAUAUGAUGUAAUUCUUAAAUCAUUUAACAUCUGAUGAAUAAUUAAUAUGUUUUAAAUUUCAUGCUAAAUACAUUGAAACAAUAUACAAUGAAUAAUAAAAAGAUCCAAAAUAGUAUAAGAAAUCUAGUCAAAAGAAACUAGAAUAAAUGAAUAAUUCAUAUUAUGAAAUAACUCUUUAAUGUCUAAAAGAAUUAAAUUUUUAAUAAACUUUAACAUUUUUAGAAGCUGUUUCUGUUUUAGGAGUAAGUAAAAGAAAGGUUUGUUAAAGAAUUAUGAAUGUUGGAUUUCAAGGAUUAUAAAAAUUAGAAUAAUGCAAAUUGGAAAAUCAUCAAAAAAAUUAUGCUUUAUUUGCUUAUUAUAAAUUAUUGCAAUUAUUCAUUACUUAAGAAUAUGAUAUUUUGUAUAAAUUAAUAAAUAUAAAUUAUUAGGUAAAUUGAAAAAUAAUUUUAAGAAAUUAAAAUCAAUACUUUAGAUCUUUAGACUGAAUAUUCUCAUCUAGGUAUUAAAAGACAAAAAAUCUAAGAAUUGGAAAAUAAAAAUAAGUAUAAUAAAGAUGAAUUAAUAAUUUGA